UUAACAACAAAAAUAAACACAAAAACGGAAAUCGGUAAAGUGCAAACAGAGAGAGCCACAAGCCAAGGCCGAAGAAAAACGGUGAACCCAAACAAAUAAUUUGAAAUUAAAAUUAAAGCGAAAAGUGAAGCCAACGGCGCGAAUCGGCGGAUAAAAGGGAGCUUGCGGCCGAAGUUUAUUUGCAAGCGCCAUGAACGGAUAUUUAUAAAAAUAGGAAAAGGCCAGCGAAAAUCAAAAUAAAAAUUUGUAGCAGUGAGAGGUUAAAUUCCCAAAGUCAGAAAAAUGUGGAAAAUCUGCAUUUUUACAUUGGUAAUUGCGGUGGUGGCGGCAGCAGCAACAACAGCAACAACUAGUGAAACCAUAACAAACGACUUGACGGCAAAAGGCAACCGAACGCAGUUGAAAAUUUCCACGGAGGAAUUGAGUGAAAUUUCCGCUGUGGGUGGGUCAACCUCAACGGCCACGCCCACCACCACGGCCACAACUAGUACAACAACAGCCAGGGCAACAACAACCUUGCUGGAGGAAAAUGGUGCAAGCCCAAAAGACGAGCUAAUGACAACCAUCCAAAAAAUGCCAGCAGCCGAUUUGGUUGAAAUAGGUGGCAUUAGGGAUGCACUGCAUCGCAUUAAAUUGAGCGAAAAGCCAGUUGAUGGUACGGCCACAACCACUGAACAACCGGAAGCCAUGGAUCAGGAUCAGAAUGAGGACGAGGAUGGGGAGGAUUUAACACCCACCAUCUCGCCGCUGCAAAUUCAAAUGCAGGCUGCUGCCUCAUAUCAAGUAGCCGAAACGUUGGCCGACUUGAAUGAGGAGGAGCGCGCUCGAUACGAUGCCAUGCUGGCUCAGCAGCCCACGGCCAGUAAACUGAAUAUAGUGGAUUUGUAUCCAUUAAAGCUGGACGAUUUCCAGCCAAUCAUACAAAACGACAACGAUGAGUUAAUCAAGCAGCGGACCAUUUUCACACAGCCCGAAAAUGCCGAGGAGUACAAGCAAAAUCUAAUGCCCAACGAGGUGGACUUGAUGGUCAAUACAGAGGUGAAUGAAGUGAGGGAAAAAAUCAAAAUAAAUCAGGAAAAGUUUGUUACCACAGUGAAGCCCAGUACAGUAAGACCGAAUCAAGGAACCACGGCUGAUUUCACGGGCAAACUGCUGGCCGAUCAAGAUGAUUUGAUAACCGAAAUAGAGAGCAAAUUUCAACUGCAUGAAACUACAACCAUUAGGCCAAGGACUAGUACUAGUACUAGCACAACUAUUUCGCCUACCAGACAACAUCCGGGCCACACUUUUAUCGAUCGAAGGGUGAAGAAAAGCUUCGAGUUUCCCAUGCAACAUCGUGCCAGCGAUGUGAUGGCCAUGCCGCACAUUGACUUUGCCAACACCAAGUUCCAACAGGAUGCCGAUCCCCCAGCCGCCUCGCAUCCCGAAUUCUCCACCACAAAGUUCUACAACAGCAAGGAGCUGUACAACGAAAUGUUGCUGCACAAUAAGCGCAAGUUAAUGAAGGCAGCAGCCAAAGCUGAAGGCAGCAGUCCGAUAAAGUCAGCGGAGGAUACAACUCGGGCCACAACAAACUUGAACGUGACGCCCGAAGGGCAAACUUUUAACCCAACCACAAGUACAGCCAGUGGAGCCACCAGCAGUCCCACAACAAUAACUACAACUGCUACUGAGUCAGCUACAACAACAACGACAGCAACAACAACAACAACAACAACAACAACAACAACUAGUGGCAGUUCAACAACAACUAGUGGAAAAUAUCAAAAGCAGCUUAAGCGUGCCAAAUUAUUGCUGAAGGCCUUGACACCGCCGCCAAAGUCCAGUGACAAGACGACAUCUGCCGGGGAAUCCCCAUCAUCGACAUCCACAUCGACCACCACGACGGCCACACUGCUGGCCACCGCCAGGACUCGCACUCGAACCCGCUCCCAUCCGCCAUCCUAUCCGCCAGCUAAUCCCACUAAGACCGCCUCAAAGCCAAUCGCCAGGCCGCGCAUCCUGAGUCGCCUGCAGGAGAAAAUCAAUUCGCUCGAGUGCGAGAUCCCCCCAGUGCCGCAGGAUUCGCAUCUGUGGCGAGGCAAUGAGACCCACGAACUGCUGCUGCCCAUUGUGACCACGGAGCAUUGUCGGCCGGAUGAGCAUUGCAUACCGAAUGUUUUAACCUGGCGCGGUGAGGCGGAAAUCCAGUCCGGCGACAUUUUAAUUGUGGAAAUCAAUGAUGCCAUGUUAAAUCCAUCGCAUGAGCCCAACAACACAAGCAGCGCGGUACAUGCCACACAGGUGUACCAGGUAACUCGUUCCGGCCACGAACACUGCGACGUUACCGAGGGCGUCCUGCUGGAUAUCACGCCGCUGGUGGUCGACGGCAGGAAGCUGGUAACACUGUACGAUAAGGACCUCACCGAGGGAGUUAACCUGCUAAUUGUGGUGUCCGAGCUGUGGGGAGCGCAGUGUGUGCGCCUGAAGGUGACCACGAAAACCGACAAUUGCGGCGACAACGCCGAUUGUUCCGGCAAGGGAGUGUGCUACUCGAAUGCCGGGAUGGAGGAGUACGAGUGCCAGUGCUGCAGUGGCUUCGCCGGACCCCAUUGCGAGGAGAUCGACGCCUGCAAUCCGAGUCCCUGCACCAACAAUGGCAUCUGCGUGGACUUGUCGCAGGGUCACGAGGGCAACUCGUACCAGUGCCUCUGUCCGUACGGAUAUGCGGGCAAGAACUGUCAAUACGAGUCGGAUCCCUGCAAUCCCGCCGAGUGCAUGAAUGGCGGCAGCUGUGUGGGCAACUCCACGCACUUUCGCUGCGAUUGUUCGCCGGGGUUCACAGGACCUCUGUGCCAGCACAGCCUGAAUGAAUGCGAGUCCUCGCCGUGUGUUCACGGUAUUUGCGUGGACCAGGAGGACGGGUUCCGGUGCUUUUGCCAGCCAGGAUUCGCCGGCGAACUGUGCAACUUCGAGUAUAAUGAAUGCGAAUCGAAUCCGUGUCAGAAUGGCGGCGAGUGCAUCGAUCACAUUGGCAGCUACGAGUGUCGCUGCACGAAGGGCUACAGCGGCAACCGUUGCCAAAUUAAGGUUGAUUUCUGCGCCAACAAGCCUUGCCCCGAAGGACAUCGCUGUAUUGAUCAUGGAAAUGAUUUCAGCUGCGAAUGCCCAGGAGGUCGCAACGGACCGGAUUGUAAUCAAAUGCCACGAACGUACUUCCAGCAAUGCAACGUGAAUCCCUGCACCCACGGCGGCACUUGUUGGUCCAGCGGCGAUAGCUUCUACUGCGCCUGUCGCCCCGGCUACACGGGAACCAUGUGCGAAGAUGAGUUUGUGGUGGAGACGGUCGUUAGUUCCAGCGAAUUUAUUGUGGACGAUGCCAACGCUAGAAAUUUUAAUGACAAAACUUUCGGUUCAUCGGUUGUGCUUAAGAGUCCCAUUGAAUUGCAUAAUGCAUAUUUUGCGGCUGGAGUCCUGGCAGCCGCCAUUUUCAUCGUUGCCGUUGUGGUCACCAUUUGUCACUGCAAGGUCAAUCAGACGUAUCGGAAAUUCUCGACACGUUCCACCUCGCUUAUACCCAUUCUGGGCUUCAGUCGCCGGCCAAAAAUGCAGGGCAAGCUGAACAAACACUGGCUGAGUGGAAAGGGUGCCGCGAAUGCGACGGCCGCGGGCAGUGGUGCCAAUAAUGUGGCGCCCGCGGCAGGGCCGAGGGGCGUGACAGCUGGAGGCGGGGGUCAGCAGGUCACAAGGCAUCUGCCAGGACAGCCGCAAACGCAGACCACGCUGGGUGGCCAGCUGCAGGAGCGACCAUUUCAACGGCACCUGGCCAUGAAUCUCGAGAACGACAUGUACUACACGGUGGACUUUAGCGAGAACUCACAGCACUCACCGUUGAUACAGUGAGACUUGGAUAAUAACGGCAGCAGCGGCGGAUGGUCAGUCAAAUUCACCCCACACAAACUGGAGUGAGUGGAGAAAAUAUAUUGGGUUGGGUUUUGGGUGUGAUUUUGUAAUUAUCUUUGAUGCUACUCGUUGAAUAUUUCAAAUAUUGAACAGUAACCGAUAAUAAUAAACUAAAAGACAUGUGUGAA
Drosophila elegans is the source of this 4070-nucleotide messenger RNA. It is a transcript of the gene wry, whose product is annotated as mucin-4. NCBI's taxonomy places the organism in Eukaryota, Metazoa, Arthropoda, Insecta, Diptera, Drosophilidae. The coding region runs from base 283 to 3882 and encodes 1199 amino acids. The transcript has 12 exons. The record is from RefSeq and is a predicted model, not a curated record. Gene Ontology annotation, cellular component: protein-containing complex; plasma membrane. Gene Ontology annotation, molecular function: calcium ion binding. Gene Ontology annotation, biological process: heterophilic cell-cell adhesion; establishment or maintenance of epithelial cell apical/basal polarity.